Scheffersomyces amazonensis is the source of this 1228-nucleotide messenger RNA. RefSeq names its product t-SNARE syntaxin. Gene Ontology annotation, molecular function: SNARE binding; SNAP receptor activity. Lineage: Eukaryota; Fungi; Ascomycota; Pichiomycetes; Serinales; Debaryomycetaceae. The record is from RefSeq and is a predicted model, not a curated record. Gene Ontology annotation, biological process: intracellular protein transport; endoplasmic reticulum to Golgi vesicle-mediated transport; vesicle fusion. Gene Ontology annotation, cellular component: Golgi membrane; endomembrane system; SNARE complex. The transcript has a single exon. The coding region runs from base 134 to 1147 and encodes 337 amino acids.
CUUAUCAGGAAGAAGGCAAGUUAACCUAAUAGAGGAAAAUUAAUAGUUAAGUAAACCCAGGUGGAAUAAUACAAUUCAUAUUAAAUUGAUAAUAUCAUAAUUCCAUAUCUAUUAUAUCAUAUUAAAUAGAGGAAUGUCACUUUCUAUACAGAAUCGUACGUUUGAAUUCCAACAAUGUGUAACUUCAUACGAUAAAAUUAAUCGAAAACAUAAUGGAGGAGCUAUUCCACGAGUGACUCCUACAAGUUGGCCAACUAAAAAAUCUAAAUUUAGUGAACAAGCCAGUAUUAUUGCAAAAGAUAUUGUUCAUGUAACUGAAUUAUUAAGUAAAUUAUCAUUAUUAGCUAAACGAAAGCCAUUAUUCGACGAUAAACCUGUUGAAAUAGGAGAAUUAACUUAUGUUAUCAAACAAGAUAUAUUUAAGAUAGAACAAAGUAUACAAAAUUUACAAAAAUAUGUUAAAGGAGAAAGUAGUAUCCAAGUGGAUUCACAAAUUUCUCAAUUUUCAAAAAAUGUAUUAAAUCUUUUAAAUUCUAAAAUGAAGAAUGUUAGUGGAGAGUUUAAAAAUGUAUUGGAAAUUAGACAAAAGAAUGAAAUCUUAAAUAAAAGUCGUACAGAAAACUUUUUAUCAGCUGCCAGUACUCAUCGUUCAAGUAAUAAUCCAUCACCAAUGGUAGCAGAUUCACCACUUUCUAAUUUAGGUGAAAAUCCUUAUUUAUCAAGAAGUACUCAAUCAACUCCAUUAGCAUAUGAUCCAGAUAUGGAUCCCGAUAUUUCAGUUCCAUAUUCUAAUGGAAAUAGUAAUGGAGGAGAAUAUUUAUCAAUACCUAAUCAAACUCAACAAUUACUUUUAUUAGAAGAACAAGGUGGACAAUAUUUACAACAAAGAAAUAGAGCGGUAGAAACUAUAGAAUCUACCAUUAAUGAAGUAGGAAAUUUAUUCCAACAAUUAGCUACAUUAGUUAGUGAACAAGGAGAACAAAUACAAAGAAUAGAUGAAAAUAUAGAAGAUACAAGUCUUAAUAUCACUGGAGCUCAACGAGAAUUAUUAAAAUACUAUGCUCAUAUUACUAGUAAUAGAUGGUUAUUCCUUAAAAUUUUUGGAGUAUUAAUAUUUUUCUUCUUGAUCUGGGUAUUAGUUAGUUAGUUAGUUAGUGAGUUAGUUUAUUUGUUAGUCAAUUAGUUAGCAAAAACUGUUAAUAGUAUAAUAUAUCAUUAGUCAAUAUUA